AUGGCAGAGGGCACCCUUGAAGUUGUUCUUGUCGGCGCCAAAGGCCUCGAGAACACCGAUUUCUUAUCUGGUGGUGAUCCUUAUGCCAUUCUCUCAUGCCGAACACAGGAGAAGAAAAGCAGUGUUGCAUCAGGUCAAGGAGCUUGUCCCGAGUGGAACGAGACUUUCUUGUUCUCCAUCUCUGGCAGUGUUGAUGAACUGAAAAUCAAAUUGAUGGACAAAGACACUUUCACACAGGACGACAUUGUAGGAGAAGCAACAAUCCCGCUGGAAACUGUUUUUGCUGAAGGAAGCGUUCCAACAAUGGCUUACAAUGUCGUUAAGGAUGAGAAUUACUGUGGAGAGGUUAGAGUUGGCCUCAAGUUCACUAACCAGAGGAGCAGGGGAUUUAGUGUUGAAGAUGAGAACAUCGGAGGAUGGAGACAAUCUUCUUUGGAGUAA
This is a messenger RNA of Striga hermonthica, 441 nucleotides long. The record is from the annotation of a GenBank genome assembly. Lineage: Eukaryota; Viridiplantae; Streptophyta; Magnoliopsida; Lamiales; Orobanchaceae.